AUGUAUUUUAUUAAAUAUUUCCUUGUUUUUGCCUUGUUUGCAAUCCAACUUAGUGUUCAAAGGUCAACAUAUGCACCAUAUAUAACAUAUGAAGCAUACGAAGGAGAUUUUCCUUCAGACUAUGGAGAUAUAACAACAUUUAACAAACUAGGUAGUGAAGGAACUCGUGGGUCUGCAGGAGAAACAACAUUUGAGUAUGUAGUUGGUCCAGCACCAACAUCUGGCAGAUCAAGUAAAGGAAUAGAAACAAAAACUACUCAAAAUGUGCUAAGUGAUGCUUUAAAAAGUGAGGUAGCAGCUGCUGAAAAAGAAUUUCUUGAAAACGUUCUUGGAGGUUCUUAUAAAUAUGAAUCUGAUGAAAGCAGCGAAGAAAAGCCUACAAACAAAAAAAAAGGUAAAAGCAGAUUUGACUCAGACGAAAAUGAAACAUCUUCAAAGAAAAAAUCAUCUGGUGGCUUUGUCAAAAGCUUUAAAAAUAAAGUUGCUGGAAGUGUAAAAGAUGGCAUUAAAAAGAAAUUGGCUAGUAAAUUUGUUCAAAAGUCAAUUCCUGCAGAAGAUACAACAUUUGACGAAUUAAGUAGUGAAGAAACUCAAGAGUCUGCAGAAGUAAUAGCAUUUAACGAAUUAGGUGAUAAAAUACCUCAAGAACCGGCAAAAGUGAUAGCAGUUAACGAAAUAGGUAAUGAAAUACUUCAAGAUUCAGUUGAAGAACCAACUAAAAAACUUAAGAAAGAUUCUAAAGUUAAAAAAGUUUUGAAAACUGCUUCACAUUUCUUAAAAGGUGCUUUAAAAACUGGGGUAUCAGCUGCUGGACAUGGAUUACUUGGAAACAUUUUAGGAGGUUCUUCUAAAAAUAAAAAGAGUAAAAAUGGUAAUGGAUUAUUUAAAGGUUUAUUUGGUAGCAAAAAAGAUAAUUCUGAAUCUGAUGAAAGCAGCGAAGAAAAGUCUAAAAACAAGAAAAAAGGUGAAAACAAAUUUGACUCAGACGAAAAUGAAGCAUCUUCAAAGAAAAAAUUAUCUGGUAGCUUUGUCGUAAGUAAAUGA
This is a messenger RNA of Strongyloides ratti, 1044 nucleotides long. RefSeq lists its product as hypothetical. Lineage: Eukaryota; Metazoa; Nematoda; Chromadorea; Rhabditida; Strongyloididae. The record is from RefSeq and is a predicted model, not a curated record. Bases 1 to 1044 code for a protein of 347 amino acids. The transcript has 8 exons.